GCGUCAAUCAGACAGAAGAAAGACUUAGUAGUUUUCGAAAUCCACAGUAUAAAUUUGCACUAGCUCAUUGGCUGGGCCAAACCCUCGUGGGCUUUAAGGUUGUCAAGGUCGGAGGUUCUACUCUUGUCGUCACCCACCUCACACAGUUGUGGCGAGAGUUUCUUCUUUAGAGAAGAAGGCAAGUAGGGUUUUACUCAAACUUCGUCUACCCCUACGAAACUACCAUGAAAUCAAAGAAAGCAAUAGCCCUAACAACGUCAAUGACAACGAACAAAACGACAACAAUCCCGUCGGAGUUCUGGUUCGCUAUAGCCAGAACCGCAGUCUCGCAAAUCUGCCAGUCGGUGGGCUUCAAGGCCACCCAGCUGUCGGCGCUCGAAACCCUCACCCUGGUGGCCACAAAGUAUCUGCAGGCCAUCGCCCACUCUGCCGCCGCCUUCACCAACCACUCCAGCCGCAUCCAAUCCAACCUCCUCGACCUCACCCACGCCCUCCACGGCGUCGUUUCGCUCCACAGCGGCGGCUUCUCCGGAGGCUCCAUUCUCCACAAAGAUUCUUCCACUCUGCUGCUCGCCUCUGGGGUCCUCAAAGACCUCUCCAGGUUCGUCGAGUUCCACGACGAAAUCCCAUUCGCCAAGCCCGUUCCCCGCCGGAAUAAUUGUAGUUCCCCGGAGAACUCGAUUCCUGCCAGCCGUAAACCGGAUCAUCAUUCCCACGUGCCCAAAUGGCUGCCGGAAUUCCCGGAAGGGAAGGAAAGGAGGGCGAGAGAAGAGAGGUUGUGGGAGGAGGAUUCGGUUAUAGCGGGGGAUUGCAAUGAUGAAAAAAAGGACAAUAACAAAGGGAAAAGGGUGGUGGUGGUGAAGGAGCGGAAGCAGGCGGAAUUGGGGGUUGUGGGGAGAGGGAGGGUGAGGUUUAGAAUUGGAAGGGGCGUGGGUUUAAGGAAUGGGGAUAAAGGUAAAGGGAUUGAGGAGGAUGACAAGUGUAGCGGGUUCAAGAGGAGAAGAAGAUAACAUCCGUGAAAUAUAAAUAAUUACAAAUAAUAAUUCAAGCUCUAUUUUCUCUGUUUCGGAAGUGGAGGGAUUCGAACUGGAGCUCUG
Corylus avellana is the source of this 1097-nucleotide messenger RNA. Its product is annotated as Bromodomain transcription factor. Lineage: Eukaryota; Viridiplantae; Streptophyta; Magnoliopsida; Fagales; Betulaceae. Gene Ontology annotation, molecular function: protein heterodimerization activity. Gene Ontology annotation, cellular component: transcription factor TFIID complex. The record is from RefSeq and is a predicted model, not a curated record.